Molecule: messenger RNA, 734 nt
Organism: Phyllostomus hastatus (greater spear-nosed bat)
Lineage: Eukaryota; Metazoa; Chordata; Mammalia; Chiroptera; Phyllostomidae
Product: keratin-associated protein 3-3-like
Exons: 1
Coding region: 58-354 (98 amino acids)
Cellular component (GO): keratin filament
Molecular function (GO): structural molecule activity
Source: RefSeq, a predicted model, not a curated record
AACCUCAUCUGUUUUGAAACCAAACCCAUAAAAAAAACCCCACCUAUUCCCACCACCAUGGCUUGCUGCGCCCCCUGCUGCUGCAGUGUCCCCACUGGCCCCGCCACCACCAUCUGCUCCUCUGACAAAUGCUGCCGCUGCGGAGUCUGCCUGCCCAGCACCUGCCCACACACCACCUGGCAGCUGGAGCCCACCUGCUGUGACAACUGCCCCCCACCUUGCCACAUUCCUCAGCCCUGUGUGCCCACCUGCUUCCUGCUCAACUCCUGCCUGCCCACCCCAGGCCUGGAGACCAUCAACCUCACCACCUUCACGCAGCCCUGCUGUGAGCCCUGCCUCCCCAGCUGCUGCUGACCAGUGGCUGCUGCGCUCAGCACCUGACAUGGAAGGAGUCAACCCGGAAACUUCAUUGCUCACCUGUCUCAGUACCUGCAACUGACCGACUUUGCUUUUGAAGUUGGAACAACGAUGGUGUUAUCAUCAGCAACACCCACCCCCACCACCACCACCAACAAGAAACCGAGAGACUUUCACGGCCGUGUAGCAGAUAUCAGUAACGAAGGGCAUUUUGAGCAGGGGGGAUGCCUAGGGGGUUCCCAAAGUUGUCAGUUCCUUCCUACUAAAGUGUGUCUUUCUUCGGGUGUUUGGGAAUUCUGCUUUUGGUCUUGGGUGGCGUCUUCCUGGAAACUGAGCAGCUUCUUCAUGAUCAUCCUAAUAAAUUUUACGUCUCUGGC